UUGUAGUCUGAGUCUCCUUUUGCAUACCCAACCCCAAAACCUCGUUCACCAGAUCUCAUUCUCUUCCUUACAGCAGAGAGAGAGAGAGAGAAGAGAAAAUGACGGUUAUGGCGGUUCACCAAUUCGCACAAUGCAUCACUUGCCACGCCUGGAGCCCCGAUCAAUCCAUGGUCGCAUUCUGUCCAAACAAUAAUGAAGUGCACAUCUGUAGAUUAGUUGAAGACAAAUGGGAAAAGGUGCAUGUUCUUCAAAAGCAUGACCAGGUGAUUUCCGGGAUAGACUGGAGUGCAAGAUCAAAUAGAAUAGUUACUGCAUCCCAUGAUCGAAAUUCAUAUGUCUGGAACCUUGAAGGAUCAGAAUGGGUGCCAACUCUUGUUAUCCUUAGACUAAACCGUGCUGCUCUUUGUGUCCAGUGGAGUCCUGAAGAAAACAAGUUUGCUGUGGGAAGUGGAGCCAAAACAGUUUGUAUAUGCUACUAUGAGCAGGAAAACAACUGGUGGAUCGGCAAACUUAUCAGGAAAAGACAUGAUUCUUCAGUGACAAGUGUCUCUUGGCAUCCCAAUAAUAUUCUUCUUGCGACAACAUCCACAGAUGGAAAAUGCCGAGUAUUUUCCACCUUUAUGAAAGGUGUAGAUGCAAAGUAUGAUAAAAGGAACUCUGAAUAUUCUAUUUAUAAUAUUUUUCUUGUGCAACAGUUAAUUGUUCAGCUUGAUCUCUCAUCAUCUUGGACAUUCGGAGUUAAGUGGUCCCCAAGUGGCAAUACUCUAGCUUAUGUAGGUCAUAAUUCUAUGAUAUAUUUUGUUGAUGAUGUUGGUCCUUCUCCAUUGGCCCAAAAUGUUUUGUUCCGUGAUUUGCCUCUCCGUGAUGUAUUGUUUGUUUCUGAGAGAACCGUAAUAGGCGUGGGAUUUGAUUGUAACCCAAUGGUUUUUGCUGCAGAUGAAAGAGGAAUUUGGAGUUUUAUCAGAUAUCUUGGGGAACGGACAGCAGUACCUUCUGGAUCAAGAUAUGGCUCACAGUUCUCUGAAGCAUUUGGGAAGUUUUAUGGCCAAUCCAAGCAUGGAGUGAACAAUGAUUCUGUUGAAACUUCAAGAACACGUGGAGCUGUUCACGAAAACUGUAUAAAUUGUAUCAUGCCUCUUGGGGAGCAUGGGACAUUGGUAAGGCGUUUCAGCACAUCAGGAUUGGAUGGAAGAAUUGUGGUAUGGGAUUUGGAAAAUGAGCCAGAUCUAUUGGAAUGAUAAGCUCGUCAGUAAAUUGUCUUAUUUUCGUGGUAAAGUCUCUGAAGGUGAUUGUAGCAUACUGGCAUGUAGCAUUAUACCUUACAGAAUAAUAUGAUUGUGAGCAAUUGAAGUUAUCUUUAAUCGUUGUAAUCAAGGCUUGACAGUGUCAUAUAUCAGCCCCCAGAAUAUGUUUAUAAUCUGUAACUGUAUGAUAGCGUAUUUUCUUUUUUCUAUAUCUAGGAUGGUGUUCUUCUAAUGACUCACUGGGGAAAAGUUAUAAAAUCA
This is a messenger RNA of Gastrolobium bilobum, 1505 nucleotides long. Its product is annotated as actin-related protein 2/3 complex subunit 1B-like. Gene Ontology annotation, molecular function: actin filament binding. The coding region runs from base 99 to 1238 and encodes 379 amino acids. Gene Ontology annotation, cellular component: Arp2/3 protein complex; actin cytoskeleton. Gene Ontology annotation, biological process: Arp2/3 complex-mediated actin nucleation. The record is from RefSeq and is a predicted model, not a curated record. NCBI's taxonomy places the organism in Eukaryota, Viridiplantae, Streptophyta, Magnoliopsida, Fabales, Fabaceae. The transcript has 14 exons.